CUGACAUUGUGCUCCGGUCAGCACUGGCGAGCAGUUGAGAGUUUUAUUCAGGGGCCUCACCCUGACCUCGCGAGCUUAAAGCUUCUCCAGUCGAUACGUUUUAGACGGUUUCUUCGCGCUUUUAAGCCAGGCCAAAAUGGGCAGUGGUUGUGUCUGUAAUCGAAAGCUGACGAUGGCCGUGAGUGGGUUUCUGAUAAUCGCGGUGAUGGCCCUCACCGUCGGCCUUUGUGUGGGACUGGGCGGAGACUCCGAUGCCCUCGAGGACCAGCCAAGAUUUACGAUCGACCAUGAGGCCAACUCCUUCAUGCUGGACGGCAAGCCCUUUCGCUACGUCUCCGGCUCGUUCCACUAUUUCCGGGCAGUCCCCGAUUCCUGGCGUAGUCGGCUGCGCACUAUGCGGGCAUCCGGCCUCAAUGCCCUGGAUACCUACGUAGAAUGGUCGCUACAUAAUCCCCAUGAUGGAACAUACAACUGGGAGGGCAUUGCCGAUGUGGUAAACUUCCUGGAGAUUGCCCAGGAAGAAGACUUCUACAUCAUUCUCCGUCCAGGUCCUUACAUUUGUGCUGAGCGCGAUAAUGGCGGCCUUCCCCACUGGCUCUUUGCCAAAUACCCGACGAUCAAGAUGCGGACCAACGACCCUAACUACAUCGCCGAAGUGGGGAAAUGGUACGCGGAGCUGAUGCCACGCCUCCAGCACCUGUUCGUGGGCAACGGCGGCAAGAUCAUCAUGGUGCAGGUGGAGAACGAGUACGGGGACUACGCCUGUGAUCACGACUACCUCAACUGGCUGAGGGACGAGACGGAGAAGUAUGUGGCCGGCAAGGCCCUGCUCUUCACCGUGGACAUCCCCAACGAAAAGAUGAGCUGCGGAAAAAUUGAAAACGUGUUCGCCACAACUGACUUUGGCAUCGAUCGCAUCCAUGAGAUUGAGAAGAUCUGGGAAAUGUUGCGUGUCCUGCAGCCAACUGGACCCCUGGUAAACUCUGAGUUCUAUCCUGGCUGGCUGACCCACUGGCAGGAGCAAAACCAGAGGCGCGAUGGCCAAGAGGUGGCCAAUGCGUUAAGGACGAUCCUUACAUACAACGCGAGUGUCAACCUGUACAUGUUCUUCGGCGGCACUAACUUUGGAUUUACAGCCGGAGCGAAUUACAACCUCGACGGAAGCAAUGGAUAUACGGCGGACAUUACCAGCUACGACUACGAUGCAGUGAUGGACGAGGCAGGCGGGGUUACAACUAAGUACGACCUCGUCAAGGCUGUGAUCGGCGAGUUCCUUCCAUUGCCCGAGAUCGCUCUGAGUCCCGCCAAGCGACUGGCGUACGGAAAGGUGGAGGUGACCCCUAGGUUGGCUCUGCUCUCGGCGGAAGGGCGUGCGGCGCUUUCCAAGGGUGGUGCCGUAGAGUCGACCAAGCCCAAAAGCUUUGAGGAGCUCGACUUGUACUCUGGCCUAGUCCUCUACGAGACAGAGCUCCCGGGCAUGGACCUGGACCCGGCUCUGUUGAAAGUAGAACAGGUGAACGACCGCGCCCACGUCUUUGUGGACCAGGAACUGGUGGGCACGCUCUCCCGGGAGGCUGAGAUCUACUCGCUGCCCCUCAGCAAGGGAUGGGGCAGCACUCUCCAGCUGCUCGUGGAGAACCAAGGUCGCGUCAACUUCUACAUCUUGAACGAUACAAAGGGAAUCUUUGGGGAGGUGAGUCUGCAGCUGCAUAACGGGGGCUACCUGCCCUUGGAGAACUGGCGCAGUACCGCCUUCCCGCUGGAGCAAUCCUCCGUUGAACUCUGGCGACGCGGGCUCAGCGAGCAGAAAGUCCUCGACUCAUUUGUGGCCAGGCAGCGAAUUCUUCGCAACGGGCCGGUCCUUUAUACUGGCAGCCUCGCGGUAACUGAGGUCGGGGACACUUAUCUGAACAUGGCAGGUUGGGGCAAGGGCGUCGCCUAUGUGAACGGAUUCAAUCUGGGGCGCUACUGGCCAGUGGCCGGCCCACAGAUCACUCUGUAUGUGCCAAACGAAAUCCUUAGGGAGGGCGAAAACUCGCUUGUUAUUCUCGAGUUCCAGCGAGUCAAUAAGACUUCCACAGGAGAAGACCUGCCCGCAGUCCAGUUUGACGCAGUGGCUCAGUUGGAUGGGGAGUCAGGAGAUGUUCCACUUAAAUGACGAACGAUCAAUUAAACUUUACCCGAUAUUUCGUUAUUUGAAGCAAUUUUUAUUUUUUUUAACAACCCUUGUUAAGCUUUGUAAUACAUUUUCUAAAUCUUAUCAUAUAUUACCUAAGUAAGUCUAUGCUUAAAUAAUCUGUUGUUUAUGUUUGGUUGACUGACUCGUUUUUACUUUCAGCUUGUCAAUAAUUGACUUUUCCGAUCCCAAAUUAAUGUAAUGUUUGUUAAUAUAAUCAUAAUUGUUCACAUCGUUAUUUUUUAUUAGCUUAUAUUCUCUUAUGUAUUUGUAUCCACAAUGUUGUUGGCAAAUGGAGAUUCUCUUAAUA
This is a messenger RNA of Drosophila ficusphila, 2486 nucleotides long. Its product is annotated as beta-galactosidase. The record is from RefSeq and is a predicted model, not a curated record. NCBI's taxonomy places the organism in Eukaryota, Metazoa, Arthropoda, Insecta, Diptera, Drosophilidae. Gene Ontology annotation, biological process: carbohydrate metabolic process. Gene Ontology annotation, cellular component: vacuole. The coding region runs from base 137 to 2158 and encodes 673 amino acids. Gene Ontology annotation, molecular function: beta-galactosidase activity. The transcript has 6 exons.